Molecule: messenger RNA, 2276 nt
Organism: Salvelinus namaycush (lake trout)
Lineage: Eukaryota; Metazoa; Chordata; Actinopteri; Salmoniformes; Salmonidae
Product: cysteine-rich secretory protein LCCL domain-containing 1-like
Exons: 10
Source: RefSeq, a predicted model, not a curated record
CCUCUGACCUGUCACCUCAGGGGGAACUGGUGGGGUCAUGCACCCUACAAACAUGGCACCCCCUGCUCUGCCUGCCCCCCCAGCUACGGAGGACGAUGCAAGGACAACCUCUGCUACAAAGACAAAGUUACAGAGUCGCAGAGAUCUCAGGAGGAAACCGAGGAAAACAAUUAUAUCGAACCAGAGGCCCCGCGGAGCCCCCAGAAGCCACGCCCAAGGGCCCCCCAGCCAAAGCCCCCCCCUCUGGCUAAGACCCCCGCACCCCCCUCCAACCCCCCACCAGAGGAGCAGGAGAGGAACGAGGUGGUCAAUACACAGCAGAUGUCUCAGCUUGUGACCUGUGACACUAAGCUACGAGAUCAGUGCAAAGGAACCACGUGCAACAGGUACGAGUGUCCUGCCGGCUGUCUAGAGACCACAGGGAAGGUGGUUGGGACAGUACACUAUGAGAUGCAAUCCAGUAUCUGCCGUGCUGGCCUCCACUCUGGAGUGGUAGAUAAGGAUGGAGGAUGGCUGGAUGUCACCAGACAAGGCAGGAAGGACUUCUUCAUCAAGUCCAACAAGAAUGGAAUUCAGUCUCUAGGGAAGUAUCAGAGUGCCAACGCUUUUAUCAUCUCCAAAGUAGCAGUGAAAGCUAUCACCUGUGAGACCACGGUGGCUCAGAUGUGUUCAUAUCAAAAGCUUGUAAAGCACUGUCCAAGGUUAUAUUGCCCCCGCAACUGCAUGGACGAGAACCCUAACAUAUCACGGGUCAUCGGAACCAGAAUCUAUUCGGAUAAAUCCAGUAUAUGCCGGGUGGCGGUUCACGCAGGGGUGCUUCAGAACGAUGAGGGUGGCUACAUCGACGUGAUGCCGGUAGACAAGCGGAAACAGUACAUUGCCUCGUACCAAAACGGCAUUACUUCCGAGAGUCUUCAGAACCCACCAGGAGGAAAGGCAUUCCGGGUGUUUGCUGUGAUCUGAAUGUUCCGUGUUCUGACUGAUUGUUCCGUGUUCUGACUGAGUGUUCCAUGUUCUGACUGAGUGUUCCAUGUUCUGACUGAGUGUUCCAUGUUGUGACUGAGUGUUCCAUGUUGUGACUGAGUGUUCCAUGUUGUGACUGAGUGUUCCAUGUUGUGACUGAGUGUUCCGUGUUCUGGCUGAGUGUUCCGUGUUCUGACUGAGUGUUCCGUGUUGUGACUGAGUGUUCCGUGUUCUGACUGAGUGUUCCGUGUUCUGACUGAGUGUUCCGUGGUCUGACUGAGUGUUCCGUGGUCUGGCUGAGUGUUCCGUGUUCUGGCUGAGUGUUCCGUGUUCUGGCUGAGUGUUCCGUGUUCUGACUGAGUGUUCCGUGUUCUGACUGAGUGUUCCGUGUUCUGACUGAGUGUUCCGUGUUCUGACUGAGUGUUCCGUGGUCUGACUGAGUGUUCCGUGGUCUGGCUGAGUGUUCCGUGUUCUGGCUGAGUGUUCCGUGUUCUGGCUGAGUGUUCCGUGUUCUGACUGAGUGUUCCGUGUUCUGACUGAGUGUUCCGUGUUCUGACUGAGUGUUCCGUGUUCUGGCUGAGUGUUCCGUGUUCUGGCUGAGUGUUCCGUGUUCUGGCUGAGUGUUCCGUGUUCUGGCUGAGUGUUCCGUGUUCUGACUGAGUGUUCCGUGUUCUGACUGAGUGUUCCGUGUUCUGACUGAGUGUUCCGUGUUCUGACUGAGUGUUCCGUGUUCUGACUGAGUGUUCCGUGUUCUGGCUGAGUGUUCCGUGUUCUGGCUGAGUGUUCCGUGUUCUGACUGAGUGUUCCGUGUUCUGACUGAGUGUUCCGUGUUCUGACUGAGUGUUCCGUGUUCUGACUGAGUGUUCCGUGUUCUGACUGAGUGUUCCGUGUUCUGACUGAGUGUUCCGUGUUCCGAAGGUCAGGGGCUCCAUCUCUCCUCUCUCACCAAACACAGAAUCACUCAUCUCUGCUGUCUGCAGGCUGAAUGGGCCGUGAACACUCAUCUCUGCUGUCAAAACCAAAAACGUUUUUCUGGCCUUUUCACUAGCCGCGAGGUCAGCGUACGUCUCCACGGAAACUAUAGACAUGUUUGACAUUUAACACAGGUACGGGCAGCGCUGAAUGAAGAGAGAUGAGAGAGAGCAAGGCUGGUGCUCAGUGCAGUCACAUUUCAAUGUUUUAAUGUUAUCUGGUUCAUUUUAAUGUUAUCUGGUUCAUUUUAUAAACUGUAUAUAUUUGACGUAAUUGCUAGAAUUACUUUAAACUGCAAAGUGUAGUACCAGUCAAAAGUCUGGACACACCUACUCAUUCCA